Rhododendron vialii is the source of this 1511-nucleotide messenger RNA. RefSeq names its product U-box domain-containing protein 4-like. The transcript is spliced from 2 exons. The record is from RefSeq and is a predicted model, not a curated record. Gene Ontology annotation, cellular component: cytoplasm; nucleus. NCBI's taxonomy places the organism in Eukaryota, Viridiplantae, Streptophyta, Magnoliopsida, Ericales, Ericaceae. Gene Ontology annotation, molecular function: protein binding. Bases 144 to 1283 code for a protein of 379 amino acids.
AUUUCAAUUUUGUCUGUUGCUUAACGCCACGGCACCACCGUCACAUUUCCUCCCCUCCUUACGUCUCUCUCUCUCUCUCCUCUUUUAAACACCCCCACCCAGAUAUUUCCUCUCUCCGUCUAAUAUUCCAUUUUUAGCGCCCCAUGGAGUCGGAGACAAACUACGCCGGCGCCGUCCGCCACGCGGAGGCGCCGCCGCGAGUGAUCUCCGCCGUCCACCGCACGCUCCAGCUCAUCCACUCGGACGAUCUCAAUUCGAAAGUGCACGCGGCGAAGGAGAUCCGACGCCUCACCAAAACCUCCCACAGGUGUCGCAGACACUUCUCCGCCGCCGUCAAGCCCCUCGUCGGUAUGCUCCGUUCCGAAUCAGCUGAGGCCACCGAGGCCUCCCUCCUUGCCCUCCUCAACCUCGCCGUCAAAGACGAAACAAAUAAGAUUAAUAUUGUAAAUGCUGGUGCCCUAGAACCAAUAAUCAGUUUUCUGCAAUUGGAGAGCUCAACUCUUCAGGAACAUUCAACAGCUGCUCUACUCACAUUGUCUGCUUCCUCUGUCAACAAGCAUAUCAUUGGUGAUUCUGGUGCCAUCCCUCUCCUAGUGGACAUCCUAAGAUACGGGAGCUCACAAGCAAAAGCAGAUGCCGUAAUGACACUUUACAACCUGUCAACACAGGCCAACCUUCUUACCUUAAUUCUUGACGCAAAACCUAUUCCUCCUAUAGUUAACCUGCUUAAAACCUGUAAAAAAUCCUCAAAAACAGCUGAAAAAGGUACUGCCCUCAUAGAAUCAUUAGUGGGGUUUGACGAGGGCAAAAUUGCAUUGACAUCUGAAGAAGGUGGAGUUCUUGCGGUAGUUGAAGUUUUGGAAAGUGGGUCCCUACAGAGUCGGGAGCACGCAGUUGGGACACUUCUAACAAUGUGUCAGAGUGAUAGGUGUAAAUAUAGGGAGCCGAUUCUUAAAGAAGGUGUAAUCCCUGGGCUUCUGGAGCUCACUGUUCAAGGAACACCCAAAUGUAGGUGUAAAGCACAAACUCUCUUGCGGUUAUUAAGAGAGUCUCCUUAUCGAAGGUCUGAGCUUCAACCCGAUACAUUGGAAAACAUAGUUUGUAAUCUUAUUUGUCAUAUGGAAGGUGAGGAUCAAUCUGUGAAAAAAGCAAAGCAGAUGCUAGCCGAUAUGGUGCAAGUUAGCAUGGAACAGAGCUUGAGACAUUUACAACAAAGGGCUCUGGUAUGCACCCCAGCCGAUCUGCCAAUUGCUAGUUGUGCUUCUGAAGUUUCUUUAAAAUAAUGGAGUAGCUGUUUUCGAUACGAAAUUUUCUACAGCAGGUAGAAUUUGAGUGUUAUUGAAGAAUGCCAGUCCAGGACUUGGUGAUGGUACCGGGUGACUGGUGUGUCAAUAAACUGGGAAUUGUAUGUGGUUGAGAUGCCAUAGUUCUCUAGUCUGUUCCUGUAAAUUUAACUGGUUUAUUAAGAGUUGUGGAAUCAGUGGAGGUGUUCUUACUGCUCUCCUUAUCUU